AUGGGAAGGUUUACACAAAGAAAUAGACAUAAUCAUUCGGCUGAAGAUGCCUUGGUCAAACUCACAAGAACUAUUAAUGAUUCAUUAGAUAGUGGAGAAAAAGUAUUGUCCGUUUUUGUCGAUUUGGUCAAGGCAUUCGACACGGUGGAUCAUGGAAAAUUAAUAGAAAUCCUUGAGAAUUCUGCUGAUCCCAACUUUCACCUCUCUAAACCCGUAGAUAUACAUUUGGGUGCAGAUAUUUAUGGUUUCUUGAUAACAGGAAACAAACUCCUCUCAGAUCCAGAUCAACCCGUCGCUUUAGAAACUAUAUUUGGAUGGAUAAUUACAGGAAGAGUUAAAACAUCUAGUGUUUCGCUCUCUGUAAACUCAUACUUUCUUACCUCUUAUGCUUCCUUGGAUCAAUCACUUCAAAGAUUCUGGGAGUUAGAGGACGUUCCACAAUCCUCGACGCUUUCUUCAGAUGAAAAGCUUGCCGAAGAACACUUUUGUAAAACAUUUUCACGCACUCUUUCUGGACGUUAUAAAGUAUCUUUACCAUUUAAAACUUUGGAACCGAUCUUUGAAGGUUCUAGAGAUGUCGCCCUUCGUAGAUUUUUCUCGCUCGAAAAACGAUUGCUUCGAAACCCCCAAUUGUAUUCUCAAUAUUCUAAUUACAUGCGUGAAUAUUUAGAUUCUCAAUAUAUGAUUGCCGUGCAAAAUCCUUCUCCCAACGCUCAUUCUUAUUAUCUGCCUCAUCAUUGCGUAAUCCGACCAGAUAGUCUCACGACCAAACUUAGAGUUGUCUUUGAUGCUUCCGCUCGAGAUUACACAAAUAAAUCUUUGAAUGACACUCUCUUAACUGGGCCAAAAUUACAGUCAGAUAUUUUAUCUAUUUUACUUCGAUUUAGAUCUCAUUUGAUUGUAUUUGCUAGCGAUAUUAACAAAUGUUUAGUCAAAUUCUUGUUAAUGAAAAUCAUACUUAAUACCUAA
Molecule: messenger RNA, 969 nt
Organism: Sitophilus oryzae (rice weevil)
Lineage: Eukaryota; Metazoa; Arthropoda; Insecta; Coleoptera; Curculionidae
Exons: 3
Coding region: 1-969 (322 amino acids)
Source: RefSeq, a predicted model, not a curated record